This is a messenger RNA of Talpa occidentalis (Iberian mole), 909 nucleotides long. Its product is annotated as taste receptor type 2 member 10-like. Gene Ontology annotation, biological process: G protein-coupled receptor signaling pathway; sensory perception of taste; detection of chemical stimulus involved in sensory perception of bitter taste. NCBI's taxonomy places the organism in Eukaryota, Metazoa, Chordata, Mammalia, Eulipotyphla, Talpidae. Gene Ontology annotation, molecular function: G protein-coupled receptor activity. Gene Ontology annotation, cellular component: membrane. The coding region runs from base 1 to 909 and encodes 302 amino acids. The record is from RefSeq and is a predicted model, not a curated record. The transcript has a single exon.
AUGCUAAGUAUAGUAGAAGUUUUCCUAAUUUUUGUAGCAAUUAGUGAGUCAAUAUUGGGGGUUCUAGGGAAUGGGUUUAUUGGAAUUGUCUAUUGCAUUGACUGUGUGAAGAACAAGAAGUUUUCUAUGAUUGGUUUUAUUCUCAUGGGCUUAGCAACUUCCAGAAUUUUUCUGAUAGGGCUAAUAAUUACAGAUGGAUUUAUAAAGAUAUUCUCCCCAGAUAUGUAUGCAUCUGGUAAAUUAAUUGACUAUAUUAGUUACUUGUGGAUAAUUCUCAAUCAAUCAAGUAUCUGGUUUGCCACUAGCCUCAACAUGUUCUAUUUCCUGAAGAUAGCAAAUUUUUCUCACCACAUUUUUCUCUGGUUGAAGAACAGAAUUAAUAGGGUUCUUCCCCUUCUGAUGGGAUCCUUGCUUAUUUCCUGGUUACUUACUUUUCCACAAAUUGUGAAGAUUAUGAAAGUUCAUAGAAUGAAGAAUAACCACACAGCCUGGAAGAGCAACAUUAAUACACGUGAAUUCAUUACUAACCAGCUAUUAUUCAAUCUGGGAGUAAUAGUCUUCUUUAUACUAACCCUGAUUACGUGUUUCUUGUUAAUCAUUUCCCUCUGGAGGCACAGCAGGCAGAUGCAAUUGAAUGUCACAGGAUUCAGAGACUCCGGCACCAAAGCACAUAUGAACGCCAUGAAAAUUUUGAUAUCUUUUGUCAUCCUCUUCAUCUUAUAUUUUAUAGGCAUUUCCAUAGAAAUAUCAUAUUAUACUAUGACAGAAUACAAAUCGUUGCUUAUUUUUGGUAUGACAAUUGCAGUCAUCUAUCCCUGGGGCCACUCAUUUAUCUUAAUUCUAGGAAACAACAAGCUAAAGCAAGGCUCUUUGGUGAUACUGCAGCAAUUAAAGUGCCGUGAGAAAUAG